AUCGGCAUUAGCUCUGAGAGAAAUAAUUGCCUCUUUCUGCCGAUCCUUUUACGGUGACGUGGGGUCAUAAUUUCAGCCUUGAUCAAGUUACAUUUAUCUAUGACGUUAUAGCUAUUAGCCUAAGGAUCAUGGAGCGUCAUAGAGGCUACUAUGGCCCCCACGUGGAGCGUCAUACUGCCCCUACGGCCAAUCAGGUGGAGAUGCGCAGUUAACUCACCCACAUUGAGAUUGGCAUAUCAGGGCGGGUUUCCAUGGUAAUCUCGGGUACGAAUCGUGUCUGCGAUUGGACCAAUGAGAAUGCGAGAAUGCUGCAGGAUCUAAAUCUGGCAAGCUGAAAAGGGGCGGAGCCAAUGAGUCACCAUACAGGGUGCCGUCUAUAAAACCUUUCGCUGAGGCGCGGAGUACAGUCAUUCCACGGCCUAAACAAGUUGCUUGUCUCUCUGUGGAAAGUCUACUCACUGAACUUCAGUUUCAUCAAGAAGAUCGCCCCAUUUCUUCUGUCUAGCAAGAACGUCUGGAAAGGACAUGAACAGUUUAAGCGUGGUCGUACUGACCACCGUACUCGUGGCAAUGGGUGCAGCUGUCGAACCCCCCAACAAUAACGGCGACUCCGAGCGAAUCAUCGGUACAGUCAGUAACCCAAUAAUCCCAAAGGUAGAGCCUCUGCAAGACAACAUCGAAAAUGCCCUCCUCUGGGCUUGGAGAGCACCUCAAGAAGACACGGUCAUCUACCCUGAAGAACCUGUCGCCUUUCCCGAGGGAACAAAGUCCCUGUGUCAACUAAAAGAAUUGAUAGAAAGCGACGAGGAAGAAGGAACCACAAAAAGGGGCGCUAUGCCAAUGCAAGCCUUAGCAAGUGGACGAUUCGGUCGCUCCAGCUUUACCAAGAAAAUCCCUCUCGCAGCCCUAUCAACUGGACGCUUUGGCCGGUCCGUCAACGGUUUGGAGAAGAUGCCCAUCGGGGCGUUGACGGCAGGCCGAUUCGGAAGAUCUGAAGAACACAGCAAGGGUCUCCCGUUGAACGCACUGAUGGCCGGUCGGUUCGGACAGACAACUGGUCUUGAACGAGACAGUCGGUCCGUCGGCGGACUGAAGAAGAAAGUCCCCCUGGAGGCCCUGGUGGCCGGGCGGUUCGGCAGAUCCGGCAGCUUGGCAAAGAAAGUCCCCCUGGAGGCCCUGGCGGCCGGACGGUUCGGCAGAUCCAGUACCUUGACAAAGAAAGUCCCCCUAGAGGCCCUGGCGUCUGGGCGGUUCGGCAGAUCCAGCAGCUUGACAAAGAAGGUUCCCCUAGCAGCCUUAGUGGUUGGCAGAUUCGGAAGAGACAAGAGCAUGGCACCGCGGGCGUUGCGGCGUCUCGGAACCGUCUCCCUUAGGAUGCCCCUAGCAGCUCUGGCCAGCGGUCGGUUCGGAAGAUCGGUGCCGACAGAAGAAAACUCCGAUGAGUCAAAACAAGAGCUCGAGGCCAGAGAAAAUGCUCGAGAAGAAGAAACGGAGAUGGUGUCAGAAAACGACGGAAGCCAUGGACAGUUGCAAAAAGGACCCAACGAGGACCUCCUGACACUUUCGGCCAUCCCGAGGAUGAACUCCCCAGUGUCUCGACGCCGGUUCGACUUCAGCAAACUCCCCCUAGCGGCACUGAAAACAGGGCGCUUCAAACGUCAGAGGGAUAGCUUGGAUGGACAACGCAACGGCAUAGCUCCCACAAAUAUGCCUGACCUAACGGAAGGCUACGGAAGCGACUCAACGGUGAGGUACAGCCCGUCUAUGGCACUGUCUGCAGCCAAUCACGUCCAGGGCACCGACCGACAAGACGACUACAUGUAGGAGUCCAAGAGAAGCAAAAGAGACUGGAGUGAGGAACAGACCUCGUGGGUGCCAUUAUCUCCAUGAUGCAAGGAAGUCUUCAAAACUAACAUCUCUAACAGGAGAAUCGUAGAAGUCGGACUUAAAACAACAGCAUUACAUUAGUGUAUAUUUUAUAGCUUCGUACUUUUAUUGGCCAAAAAUAUAAAGAGAAGAUACCAAGUUUGUGAUUAUGUUAAUCAUUAUCAAGCUAUCUACAUACCAACGAUCAUGACGAUCAGCGAAGCCCUUCUUGAGUUAUUCUUUGUCAAACUUUAAAACAAAAUUGGCCCCUUCAGUCCCAAACAAACGCUAGGGGCCAAAAACCUA
Molecule: messenger RNA, 2172 nt
Organism: Branchiostoma floridae (Florida lancelet)
Lineage: Eukaryota; Metazoa; Chordata; Leptocardii; Amphioxiformes; Branchiostomatidae
Exons: 3
Coding region: 526-1824 (432 amino acids)
Source: RefSeq, a predicted model, not a curated record